AAGGGGCGUGGCUUAAUUUUCUCCUGCAAACAAGCGGGAGAGCUGAGGGGAGGAGCGGUCAGUUUCUCACACCUGUGAGGUGAGAGCGCAGGGGAGGAGCGGUCACUGUUUCUCACACCUGUGAGGGGAGAUCAGAGGGGAGGAGCGGUCACUGUUUCUUACACCUGUGAGGGGAGAUCAGAGGGGAGGAGCGGUCACUGUUUCUCACACCUGUGAGGUGAGAGCGCAGGGGAGGAGCGGUCACUGUUUCUCACACCUGUGAGGGGAGAUCAGAGGGGAGGAGCGAUCACUGUUUCUCACGCCUGCGAGGGGAGAUCAGAGGGGAGGAGCGGUCACUGUUUCUCACACCUGUGAGGGGAGAUCAGAGGGGAGGAGAGGUCCCUGUUUCUCACACCUGUGAGGGGAGAUCAGAGGGGAGGAGCGGUCACUGUUUCUUACACCUGUGAGGGGAGAUCAGAGGGGAGGAGCGGUCACUGUUUCUCACACCUGUGAGGGGAGAUCAGAGGGGAGGAGCGGUCACUGUUUCUCACACCUGUGAGGGGAGAUCAGAGGGGAGGAGUGGUCCCUGUUUCUCACACCUGUGAGGUGAGAACGCAGGGGAGGAGCGGUCACUGUUUCUCACACCUGUGAGCGGAGAUCAGAGGGGAGGAGCAGUCCCUGUUUCUCACAUCUGUGCACCUGUGAGGUCAGAGCGGAGGGGAGGAGCGGUCCGAGUUUCUCACAGGUUCGGAAAUCUCACAUCACACCGGUAAACCGCCGUCCCCAAGAUGGGAAGCAGAGAAGGACCAUUGAAGUGGCUGUGCGGCUGGUGCAGCCGCGGUUUCUCCUGCUUGAAAUGCGACUGCGGCUCUGCAUGCUCUAAGUGUAACUGUUGCAGAUGCAAAUGCGACUGUGUGCCCCUGCUGUGCCCCCCGCCAGAAGAACAACUAAAAGUGGAUGAAGUCAGCGCCGAUGACUAUAUGGUCGCCAAUCGGUUCGUGAAGACCAAAAUCAGGAAGGACACACCACUGAAGGCCUUACUGCGGAGCUUUGGAGGGCUCUGCGUGGGCAUUCUCCUCACUAUGGCCUAUGCGUUUAUUGUGCUUUUUAUCAAAAACUACAACCUAUGGUUCUGCCUCAUCACCACCCUGGCCAUCGCAUCCUUCCUGAGUCUCGGCAUGGCGUUUUCUAGGAAAGUCAGGAUUACUAUUCUGCUCAUGUUACUGGAGAUAUUCUCAAGUGAGGUAAAGACCAUCAUCCUUUUUCUCGCCUUUGCCAUGAUCGUGCAAGGGCCGACCGCCAACAUAAUAGAAAACGGAAAACGGUCGACGGAGUCAAUGGCGUGUGGGGCCCAACUGGUUCUAAAUGAAACCAAAGAAAUGUCAUCAAUGGUCACCAAUCCCAUAUUGAGUGCUCUGAAGAGCCUAGAGAAGAUUGGGAGUAGUAUCCGCUCGGGAUCUGAAGGAAUCAUUAAUUUCUUUAAAAAUAUGAUAAAGCGCGCUAAAGAUGUUGGAGGCACACUACGUCGCAUGUGGUCGUUCAUCGCUAGAAUUGGCGAUGUCUGUAACGAAGAGCUGGAACGCCCGUACCACCGCUGCAACAAAUUGUUUGAUGAAGCCAAAAACAAUUGCUUCAAGGUCAUGUCCUUCAUGGGCUUCCUGUGCUACAUCCUGGAUGCGUUUAAGCCUCUGUGCGGUCUGGCGAAAAUUGUGGUCCUCAUCUGUGUCAUUCCUGACUACGUUCAAGCCUUUGUGAGGAAACGCAUAAAAAAUCCCAUUGUAGACGCAGCCAUGAACUUCAAGGCGGAGUUCGACUUUAACAUCACAAUCCUGGACGAUGAGACGGAGAGAAACAUCACCAUCAACAUCUUCGAAGUGGCCAGCGACAUCAUGAAAGAUUUCAGGGAAGAUGCCCAGUUUUACAUGGAAAUUUUCCACAUGUUCAGCUAUUCGAUGUUUUUCCUCUGCGUCUAUACCUACGUACAGGCCCUCCGCUACCGCAGAAGCUACCUGACCGACCUCAACCAUGACAACAUCUACAUCACCCGGGAAUUCAUCGAGCUGGAUGUCAUGAGAGCCAAACAAGGGCGACAAACUCUGCUCCCUCUCUCCUCUGGAGAGGGCUACGAUUUUAUCCGACCUGCCUCACUGUCACUGACUAAAAAAGAAAAGAAAGGCUACGUCUUUGCAAUCCUUAAUGUCGUCAGGAGCCUCCUCCUUGCGCUCUUGAUUAUUUUUGUGGAUUACUACUUCUUCUGCCUGCUGGAUUAUGUUGACCAUCUAAUGAAAGAAAAAAUUGUCAUUCGUGAACCCAAUGUACUUUCAUUGCUCGUAAACGGGACAGGAGAAGCCGAGGAGAUUUACGUCACCCUGGUCUCUGCAUUCGAUGCUCUGAAAAAAUCCAACAUUAUCGACUAUACCAAGAAAUGCCAAGUCAUACCUAGCAAACCUGACUUCCUGGAGUAUGGUAUUAUCGGGUUCAUUCACGGACUUGCCCUUGUAAUAGCCGUCAUUGGGAUUUAUGUGCAGAGGCUAAGACGAUAUAUAUGUGCCUCUUACUACCCGACCCGUGAGCAGGAACGGAUCUGUUUCCUCUACAACCAGUUUCUGACCAAGCGAACUCACCUGGAGAAGGUGCUAUAUCAGAGUAUACGGUUCAACAAAGCAGACAAGGGUCACAACAACAUCCUGCUAAUACUCGCUGCCAAGUGCCCAUUUUUAUUUGGCUGGUUAGCAAAAUUUCUAGUCGCCAAAGAAGAUUAUUGUAUAGGAUGCGCCCAAGCGAUUACUAGUAAAAACUCUAAAGACUACUACGAAUGUAGCACCUUUGGAUGCAAAGGAAAAUACUGUGGAGGUUGCUCCAGGAUACUAAAUAAUACCUGCACCCUCUGUAAGGCGCCCCUAGUGUACAGUGAGAGCGACAGCGAAGAAAUAGACUCCAGCGAUGACGAACAAAUCGCUUUAUGGCUAGAAGGGCUGAAAUCCAUAGAAAAGGGUGAGAAGACUAAACGGAAGAAAAUGAAAAAAGUCAUCAAAGGUCAUCUUAAAGAAGGGAUCAAGAGAGGAAGAAGGAACGAGGAGCUCAUCCAAAAAUAUAAGGAGUCUAGGAUGUCCAGCGACUCAGAAGACACAUCCGCACUAAGUGACGUGGACACCGGCGAUGAUUCUGAGGACUACGACUUUAAAUACCAAUCGUCAAAGGUGACGGAUGAAUUCUACCAGGGCUGGCGUUCAACUCUCAGCAAACUAGAGGAUGAUGUCCUUUUUCUUACUGACGACGACAUCCAAGACACGACUGGAGGUGGCACAAGGAACAGGGAGGUGCGGGAUGUGGAGAGGAAUCUUAUUCAUAAAUAAGCCUUGUUUUCCCACAUUCCCCUCCCCUCAUAACCCUGCCAUUCUCUUUCCUACCUGAUCUAUUUACCGGACUUGACCCUAACUGGAUUGGAUAUUAUCUACCUAUCUUACAGACCAGACCUGUUCUAGGCAUGUGGUGCAGGACUUAAAAAAUAAACAUAUAAAAAAAAAAGCAUUAAGGUUUAACCUUGAGUC
Messenger RNA from Hyla sarda, 3530 nucleotides. It is a transcript of the gene DCST2, whose product is annotated as DC-STAMP domain containing 2. The coding region runs from base 768 to 3335 and encodes 855 amino acids. Lineage: Eukaryota; Metazoa; Chordata; Amphibia; Anura; Hylidae. Gene Ontology annotation, cellular component: membrane. The record is from RefSeq and is a predicted model, not a curated record. The transcript has 15 exons.